AUGGGUUCAGUUCAGCACCCGUAUCCCCCAGGCAUUCACGUUCCAUGCUUGACAUGGUUCAAGUCCGACGCCACUCAGUCCAUCGACUGGGAACUCCAGGAACGGCAUCUUGAAUUCCUCGUGAGCAGUGGCCUUCACGGAAUUGUUAUCGCUGGUACCAACGGCGAGGCUGCGACGUUGACUCCCGAGGAAAAAUCACGCCUAGUGCGUCUGACUCGGUCCACGGCACAGAAGCUCGGUCGGCCCGACCUGCCCAUUACCUGUGGUACAUUCGGCGGAUGUACUCAAGCCAUUAUUGAAGAUACCAAGCUGGCUGCUGAGGCUGGUGCAGACUAUGUACUGGUUCUGGUGCCUUCUUACUUCCAUUUUGCCCUUGACUCGGCUGCGAUCACCGAGUUCUUCCAGGAAGUUGCCAGUGCAUCUCCUAUUCCAGUCGUUAUUUACAAUUUCCCCGGUGUCGCUGCUGGUCUGAAUGUCAACUCGGAGAUGCUGGAGACUCUGGGCGAACACCCCAAUAUCGCUGCGGUGAAGUUGACGUGCGGUACUAUUGCAUCGGUUGCUCGCACGGCGGCCAAGUUUGGUCGGGCGAUGGAUGGAAAUGCAAAGUUCGUUGCACUGGCUGGUCAAAGUGACUGGUUGGUUCCCUCUCUCAGCGUGGGUGGUGCCGGAACAGUUACAGGCCUGGCGAACCUGUACCCAAAGACACUCAUUGAGCUCUUCAACCUGUAUAAUUCCGGGGAGACGGCGAAGGCUGAGAAGCUGCAGCUUCAAAUUGCAGUUGCCGAGUGGGGAUUCGGCAAAGCAGGCAUCAAUGGAACCAAAUGGGUUGUUGCCAAGUAUUUGGGCUAUCCCGAAGAGAGCUCAUGCUGCCGUCGACCCUAUCCGAAGUUCCUGGAUGAGGAGAAGCGGGCAUGGGUGGCGAAGCAAGUGAAGAUGACGGGCCACUUUGACGAGGGAAUUUGA
Molecule: messenger RNA, 963 nt
Organism: Penicillium cataractarum
Lineage: Eukaryota; Fungi; Ascomycota; Eurotiomycetes; Eurotiales; Aspergillaceae
Product: dihydrodipicolinate synthase family protein
Exons: 2
Coding region: 1-963 (320 amino acids)
Molecular function (GO): 4-hydroxy-tetrahydrodipicolinate synthase activity
Source: RefSeq, a predicted model, not a curated record